UCGGAAGCAGUCCAAAUUUCGCCUUCACAGCACCGACUUGUCAGCAUUCACUUCUGUCCUGAGGAAGAGUUCAUGGCCGAUUCUGAAGCAGAAGGUUCAAACAAUCACUCCUCACAGCAGGAAGAUUCGCUGGUUUUGCAGGAUAGAGAAUUGCAGCCUGAUGAGCUCAGCACAGUGGAAGGAUCAGUGCUAGAUUCAGUCGGUGCAGGCACAAGAUCUCCUGCAUCACCUCACUAUACCGCGGGAAGAAGGGAACGCACUCUACGACAGAGAAAACACGUCAAUUAUACUGAACCUGCUGAUAAUCCUCUUAAAGACCAUAAUGACAUCAAACGACAAUUUCGUCAAGGUGAAAACCAUAAGACAACGGCUUCGCUCCCUGCGAAGCGUGGCCGUGGACGACCUCCAAAGUAUGCCCAAGCUCAACAACAGCAGCAUUCAAACGCUUUGCAAAGUAUACGAUCCUCAUCACGUAAUCAACCUUCAGUAACCAAUUCACGCUUUCAGCCUGUGCGCUAUUCCAAGCGUAGUCUCCAAGCACGCGAUGACGACGACGACGACGACGAAGAUCACGAAAACGACGCUUACGAAAGUUUGAGGACAAAAGUGCGUCGGUUAUCUCAAAGCAAUGACGCAAAAUUGAAUUCUUCAUCAAGGUACAACAUGAGAACAAGGUCUAAAGAAGUUGACCAUGCGGAGGAUAAUCGUGAUGACGAAGGAGACGACGAAGGAGAGGAUGAAGAUGACGACGACGAUGUUCGACCAACAAAACACUCAACGCGCACGCAAUCAAGGAUGCAAGAUUCAUUUUUGGAUACUGGAAGUCCAUCUGUAGACGAGGAAAGAGCUCCGAAUGCCCAAUAUUCUUUGCGAACUCGUAAGAACGUUAGCUACUCCGAAAAUCAUGUUCGAGCUGGUUUUGAAGCAAGAGCUAGUCCAAGCCCAAAGUCGUAUUCACCGUCCUUGAGAUCCACCAGAGUGUCACGUUGGCGGAUAUCGAACGAAGCAAAUGGGGGGCUUCGAAAUUUGCCAUCGGAAAAGGCUUAUCACCUUCGAAAGCGAGCUCACCCUCCUAAUUUCUAUGCCGUUCCCCCGCCCCCCGUCAUACCUCCCAAGCCAACCUCAAACGUACGCCCUCAUCGAUCUCAUAGGGCUUCGUCUUUGUUCCGACACAUAGGCUCAGGCUCAAGUGAUGAAGAAAGCAUUCGGCGAAAUGUCAAGCAGCUUCGUGGUGGAGAAAGUGGAUCCAGGAUACUUCCACUGAACCUGUUAGAACUCAAGGGCUCAAGAGAUAGCUCUCUUCUUGGACCAGCCGUUCUUACAGAUCAAAAUUCAAUUAGCGACAAAUUGGAAGGACAAUCGUUCAAUUUUGAGUCUAUUGGCGGAUUAGACCAUCACAUCAAGUCUUUGAAGGAAAUGAUACUGUUACCUCUUCUGUAUCCUGAACUGUAUGCGAACUUUCAAAUCACACCACCCCGCGGUGCCUUACUAUACGGACCACCGGGUACAGGCAAAACACUAAUGGCUAGAGCGCUCGCCAAUAGCUGCUCGACACAGACCCAGAAGGUAGCUUUUUUCAUGAGAAAAGGUGCAGAUUGUCUUAGCAAAUGGGUUGGCGAAGCAGAACGCGAAUUGAAGCUGCUAUUUGAAGAGGCAAAGAAAUGGCAACCAAGUAUUAUAUUUUUUGAUGAAAUUGAUGGUCUUGCGCCGGUGCGUAGCGCAAAGGCAGAGCAGACACACACAUCUGUAGUAUCAACAUUGUUGGCCUUGAUGGACGGUUUGGAUUCACGUGGGCAAGUCAUUGUUCUCGGAGCAACCAAUAGAAUUGAUGCAAUCGAUCCUGCUCUACGUCGACCUGGAAGAUUUGAUCGCGAGUUUUACUUUCCGCUACCUAAUGAAGAAGCGCGAAGCACCAUCAUAGAAAUCGCUACUCGUGAAUGGGAGCCUCCAGUUCCAGUUGCUUUCAAAAAGAGGCUAGCUCAAGUUUCGAAAGGCUACAGUGGGGCCGACCUAAAAGCACUAUGUACAGAAGCAGCUCUUAAUUCCAUACGUAGAACGUAUCCACAAAUUUACGAAUCGUCUGAUCGACUUUUGGUUUCGCCGCAAGAAGUGCAUGUGAAGCCACACGAUUUUCUUGACAGUGCAAAAUCGCUUGUCCCAUCUUCUUUUCGAUCUGCCGAUGCUGUUGCUUCUCCUCUUCCUGAUUCGUAUGCUAUACUGUUGCGGGAUCAGUUCAAAAAGAUGAAGGAGUUUGUCUUCAAAACGAUUCCUCCCAAGAUCAAUAAUUCUUUGCUGGAUGAAGAUACAAUCGAUGACGAGUCUAAGGGUUUGUCUGUUCAACAUGAGCAUUUCACCUUGACUGGCUCAAGUGAAAUGCGAACGUACAAACCCCGAUUACUUAUCAACGGCAUGAAGGGCUUUGGUCAAAAGCACGUCGCUGCUGCUCUUCUUGACGCUUUAGAAGGACACCAUGUUCAGUCAUUUGAUUUGGCUAUAUUGAUGGGUGAUUCUGUUAGAUCGCCAGAGGCUAUCUGUGUACAGUUGUUUACUGAAGUAAAACGCCAUCGACCUAGCGUCAUAUAUGUUCCCAAUAUUCACAUAUGGUGGCAUGCUGUCUCUGAUAUGGUUCGAAACACUUUCAUCAACCUUCUGAACGACAUCCAUCCUUAUGAUCCUAUCUUAUUGCUUGCCACAAGUGACGUUCUAUAUGAAGAUCUCCCCUCGGAAGUACAACAAUUAUUUCGCCAUUGUAUGCUUGGACGCUGGCUUCUAGGCAACGCUUCCAAGGAUGAAGUUGCGGAAUUCUUCAACUUUAUACUAUUGCAAGCAAUGAAAACCCCAGAAGAAUACAAGCGUCGUCGAAAAGCUGAAUCAGAAACCGCACAGCAAGUACUACGAAGAGCCCCUCCCCUUCCUCCACGGCAGUUAAGCGAAUCCGAAAAGCAGAAACUGAAAAGCCACGACGUACACGUCCUCCGAGAAUUUCGUCGCGAGUUGCGGUGCGUCGUUGAAGACUUGCUCAAAAACAAACGGUUCAAGUAUUUUGCCUAUCCUGUGGAUAAUGAAGAGUAUCCGGAAUACUACACCUUAAUUAGACAUCCCAUGGACUUGAAUAAGAUAAUGAACAAGAUUAACGAAGGAAAGUACUUCUCCGUGGCAGAUUUCCUACGAGAUAUACACAUCAUUCGGUACAAUACCGAAUUCUAUCAUGGCGUUAACGAGGAUGUCACCAUUCGCGCUUAUGCUCUUGUUGAUGAUGUGGAGUCAUUUGUCCAUAGUUUGAACCCUGAGCUUAUAGCAGAACUCUCAGCGACAGCAAAGAGAAGAAAACUGGUCAAGGAUGAAGAGAGAAAAGCUGUGAAUCACAAGUACUUUACACGGACUGCUUCAGAAAGGGGUGUGAAGACAAGAGGCAUGGAGAAGAAGACUGCUGAGAACGAAAACGUUGUUGAAGAAAGCAUAGAUCACGAAUACCUUGAUUAUAUCAGCAAACUUCGCGAGAGUUAUGACAGCGGGUUCCAGAAUAGCUUGAAUGCUACAGAUACGCUUCCUGCAUCUGAUACUGAGGAAAACACUGAUACUCAAUACGCGCCUGUAUUGAAUAGUCAUAUUCAAGCGGCUUCUAUAGAAGACUCUGCUCCUCAAGUUGCUAACACCAAAGAAUCAACACCCGCGUCACAGCCAGAAAUCACCUCAUCUCUCGUAAAGCCAGCCAUCGUUAUAGACGCUGAAAAUAAUCCAUUCACAGCUAUCAUUGAAAAUGGAGUUGACACUGCUACCACUGACAACGCUCAAGGGGAUGCUGCUGGACCUGUCCUAGUUUUAGAAGAAAACAGCGAGAAAGUGAUAACGCAGGAAGAGACUCCAAGUGAGACGAAGCCUACUACAAUCGUUGAGACUAAUCAUAUUGCCACUGAAGCGAAAUCACUUACUGUCGACCCUAUUAUGGAGGAUCAUAGUGAGAAUGACUUGGAGAACCUCGUGCAGUCCUCCGAACCGCAGGAAUUUCAGAUUGACCAUGUGGCCAUCAAAGCUUUGUUGGACUCGGUAGCCGUACAGACGCAAAGCUGGCCAUUGGAUGAGAUCUGCCACCUCAGAGCUGAGAUGCUUAGCCUUGUUCAUGAGAACAGAAUGCUGUGGAGUAAAGAGCCAUUAUUACAGGAACUUAAGGAACUAGUUGAAACUUUUACCAAAGACAGAGAAGAAUCAUAGAACCACUCGCUGUUUACAAUAAACCUCAAUGAUCUGCUUUCACGUACUGUCAUUGUAUGAAAAUUUGAUAAAACAUUUA
Messenger RNA from Umbelopsis ramanniana AG, 4291 nucleotides. RefSeq lists its product as uncharacterized. Gene Ontology annotation, biological process: positive regulation of transcription by RNA polymerase II. The transcript has 9 exons. Gene Ontology annotation, molecular function: ATP hydrolysis activity; ATP binding; chromatin binding. Gene Ontology annotation, cellular component: nucleus. NCBI's taxonomy places the organism in Eukaryota, Fungi, Mucoromycota, Umbelopsidomycetes, Umbelopsidales, Umbelopsidaceae. Bases 73 to 4212 code for a protein of 1379 amino acids. The record is from RefSeq and is a predicted model, not a curated record.